AUGUCCGCGUCUGACCAACAAUCGGAAGCGUACCCGUCGCCCUCCGCCGCAUCGAACAAUCAUCCCUUCUACCAGCAUCUCCAACAACAAAGCCUCGAAUCCCGCACACCACAGCAGAAUGGCAGGAACACCCAGUCGCCCGGUCCUGGCGACGACAAUACGAACAGAAGAAUGUCGGAAGAUUCACAAAUGCAGGCACAUCUGGACGUAAUGGGCAGCUUUGGCAAUUUUGGCUCAGUGCCAGGACAAUUACCAUAUCCUCCUCCCGGUGCAGCGUCCUCCUCACAAGUCCCUCACGGUUCCGUCGCAUAUGCACAAGCGAACGGCACGGCCGAUGCUGGGCCUCCACCGCCGGACAAGAGCAAGCAGCGAACGAAAGUCAGUCGGGCUUGUGAUGAGUGCAGACGGAAGAAGAUACGAUGUGACGCGGUCGAUGAAGUGCCGAGCAUGCCAUGUAACAACUGUGCUCGGACGGCAGCGAAGUGCACAUUCAGUCGACAGCCGAUGAAGCGAGGACCGAGCAAGGGCUACAUCAAAGAGCUGGCAGAACGUCUAAACUCCCUCGAACAGCAGGUGCAACCUCCACAUCUGGAACAGCAGCAUCGGUACGAGAUACAGCAAGUGCAACAGGCGAUGGCGGAGGGACUUCAAGCGUAUACACAUGAUCCUCGUAUCAUGCCGGAUCCACGAAUAGGUGAUAAGCGAACGCAUGAGGUCGCGGAAGGGUUACAUCCAGGACAGCAGGCGAUAUAUUCAAAUGUGGGCAAUGCGCCGCCGCCGCAGCAGCACAUGUACGCGCCGCAUAUGCAAACACCAGGACCGACACACCAGCAGCAUAAUGUCCAGCCCUUCUGGCGGUUGUCAGGGAGUGAGAACCGACACGAUACAGUUGGCAUGGCCUUUGAAGCGGAGAACAGCACGACGAUCACGAACUUUGACUGGGACGAGGCGGUGAUUGACGAGUACUACCGGAUCAUACAUCAGACAUUCCCUCUGCUCGCGAACAAUAAAAAUCGCCUACGACAGCGGCUAGCUGAAUGUCCCGCAUCGUUACGAGAGGCAUUCCUCGCCGCGUUGGACUGCCUGAUGCGAACGUUUCCGACUUCGACCUUACAAACCAAUGCAGGCUACCACCAGGCCUUGAAGCGUACCGCCGAACUACUCGCCAAAUAUCCCUUCGACAAUCCCAGCAGUCACACGAACUCAACGAAUCUUGUAUAUCUUCAAACACUCCUGCUCAUGGCUCUAGAGAGCGACAAUCACGGUCCUGCAACGAUCCGAGGCCAAGCUGGUCCUAGUCGUGCCGAAUGGCUCGGGCGAGCAGCUGGUGUCGCCGGCCAACUAGAGAUCAACACGAUCCGAUCGACGAGCACUUCCGUAAUGGAAGGCGACCGCGAUUCCGAGGAUCGACUAGCGAGAAGAGUCUGGUGGGUGCUCUUCAUUCUCGACCGCUGGCACGCCUCUUCCACCGCGGACCUCCUCAAACUCCCCGAAAACAGUGUGGUCCUCCUCCCGGAAGAUCAAAUCCUGCUUGGUGAAUCGACUUACCACCUCGCCCGCCUCUCCUUCAUCAUUGGCCAUCUCGCAGCCAUUCUCACCACAACCAAAACUCCAACGACAGAUGUCAUGGCUCCUUCCAAUCCUGCUUCCUCUCUCCUCAACCUCACGCUCGCCGGCGAAAUCGAUCGAUUCCGCGAGUCCGUCGAAUCAGUCUGGGGAUCCCUCAAUCUGGUACACAUGAGCUACCACCACUGCCACCUUCUCAUCAAGCGACUCAGUCCGACCACCGAGCCCUCAGAACUCGUUGGUCACGCCGUCAAAGUCGCAACAGUGCUCAACAGCCGGCUGACUCCUGUCACGCCGCUGAACCACCACUUUGGCGCUCUCGCAGCCAUGACACUUUGUGAACUCUGCGACGUACCGAAGACGAGGAGUGAAGCGAUGAAAGGACUCGAUCAAUUGGCGCAAUGUCUCGGCGAAGGUCGAGGCCUGGCGGGCAAGCUAGAGAGUGAAGGCUGGGACGGAGCAGUGAGGGAGUUGGUCAAGAAGAAGAGGGAUAAAAUGUUGCAAUUCGGUGGUGAUGGAGGCUUACUAGGGUUGGCGGAUGCGGCGGUGGGUAGUAGUUCUCACGGAGAGGAGGGCCAAUUCGAUCCGACCAUGUUGACGAGGUAUGGGUAUCUGACGAGUCUGGGCCAAGGGGUGUUUUUGAGGAACACAUAG
This is a messenger RNA of Zymoseptoria tritici IPO323, 2220 nucleotides long. RefSeq lists its product as uncharacterized. Gene Ontology annotation, molecular function: zinc ion binding; DNA binding; DNA-binding transcription factor activity, RNA polymerase II-specific. The record is from RefSeq and is a predicted model, not a curated record. Lineage: Eukaryota; Fungi; Ascomycota; Dothideomycetes; Mycosphaerellales; Mycosphaerellaceae. The transcript has a single exon. Gene Ontology annotation, biological process: DNA-templated transcription. Bases 1 to 2220 code for a protein of 739 amino acids. Gene Ontology annotation, cellular component: nucleus.